GCAUGUGGCGGGCGCUGGCGGCGGCGCGGCGGCUCCUGUGGCCGGUCGGGGCCGCGGCCGGGGGCGCCCCGCGGGCGGAGCCGCCGCCACCCCGGGCCCCGCCGGGUCGGAGCUGCGCGGCGGCGGGAGGCGGAGCCGGGCCCGGGGCGCUGGGGGCGGCGGCGGAGCGGCGCCAGCCGGCAGAUACUGCUCUUCCAAAGUUCAACAUUGACUUGGCUGUAGCAUUACUGAGGCAAGAAAACGCUAAAGACAUCUGUGUCAUCCAGCUGUCUCCAGAAAUAAAAUACUGUGAUUAUUUUAUAAUUGUGAGCGGAUUUUCAACACGACAUCUUCAUGCAAUGGCAAAUUACAUGCUGAAAAUGUACAAGCAUAUCAAAGAAGAAGGUGGUCCUCAUACUCAGAUUGAAGGAAAAGAGACAGAUGACUGGCUGUGCAUUGAUUUUGGUAACAUAGUGGUGCAUUUCAUGCUGCCAGAGACACGAGAAGUUUAUGAAUUGGAGAAGCUGUGGACUCUUGGUCCCUACGAUGACCAGUUAGCACAGAUGACUCCACAGUCCCUUCCAAAAGACUUCAUAUUUGGACUGACUCCUAACAGCAGUGAUCAUCUUGAAACAAGGACUUAAAGCAGCUACUGCGUGGAGAGAGAAUGAGUGUGCCUGAGUCAUACAGUCUUGAGAGCUGAGUAGUCAGUACAGUUGAUCAGUACAAAACUGUUACUAUUGGAUUUGCCUAGGUAGAAUUCUGAACAAGCUGAAGUGAGGAGGCUCAUAGAAUCAUUAAGAUUGGAAAAACCCUUAAGAUAAGAGUCCAACUGUGAAAUGUCAAAGAAGGAAUCCUAUUAGAGCUUCCCAGGGGAUCCACUGUUUUAGUGGAGUUUGCAGUGAGAAGAGCAGGGCAAAGACAGCUGCUUAACCUGGAACUCAUGCUCAGCCUCUAGAGUAAUUGUUUUUCUAAUAUCUUUGAAAGACACCCUGUAGUGGCAGUGCAAAACAGACUGGAGUGCUGCAAGGAAAAACUGUGAAAUAGUACAGUUGAGAUGAUGCUUCUUGUGUUAAGCCAUUUGCUUCUGGUCACAAUAAAGCAAGUCGUGGUCUGAAGGGAAAACAGACUGGUGUUACUGAGAACAUAAAAGCCAAGAGCAACAGUGGCAAAUAAAUGUGCUUUGAGUUAUCAGAACAGUAAAUCAGUUUUCCAGACAAGGCAAACCUGGUUUUAAUAAUAAUAAAGCCCCAAACAGAAGUGCUUCAA
This is a messenger RNA of Pseudopodoces humilis (Tibetan ground-tit), 1248 nucleotides long. RefSeq names its product mitochondrial assembly of ribosomal large subunit 1 (gene MALSU1). The record is from RefSeq and is a predicted model, not a curated record. Gene Ontology annotation, biological process: negative regulation of translation; negative regulation of ribosome biogenesis. Gene Ontology annotation, cellular component: mitochondrion. Lineage: Eukaryota; Metazoa; Chordata; Aves; Passeriformes; Paridae. Gene Ontology annotation, molecular function: ribosomal large subunit binding.